Phragmites australis (common reed) is the source of this 4040-nucleotide messenger RNA. RefSeq lists its product as uncharacterized. Gene Ontology annotation, cellular component: nucleus. NCBI's taxonomy places the organism in Eukaryota, Viridiplantae, Streptophyta, Magnoliopsida, Poales, Poaceae. The coding region runs from base 357 to 3965 and encodes 1202 amino acids. Gene Ontology annotation, biological process: regulation of cell cycle. The transcript has 13 exons. Gene Ontology annotation, molecular function: protein binding. The record is from RefSeq and is a predicted model, not a curated record.
GGGUUUCGCCUUCUCCUCCAAAUCUUCUUUCGCCUCGCCUGGUUGUCUUCGGCUGACUUGUUGGUCGCUCGCCUCGCUCUUCCGUUUCGCGGAUUUUCUCGGGGAUUACUACCUUAGACCGUCGCGUAAUUAGUACUUGCGUUCGAUGCUCUGAUUAUCCUUGGGUGUUGGAUUGGGGAUCUGGACAGGGGCUAGUCUAGAAAUGCGCAAAUGGAACUGAUUAAAUCGCACCUUGGCAUCAAUUCCAGCUGCGAUUGGGGCAUGCUUUCAUUUUUCGUUUUUAGAAUUUCAGGACAUGCUUUAGUCAAUUAUCUAAUUUGAUUUUGUAAUUUUACCCCAUGCUCGACUAAUUUUUUAUGCAUCUUCACUCACUCAUCCAAGGGCAAAGAUCGGUACCCUUAUCCGGUGGGUUACCAAACCGUCCGCCAUUUCUCCGGGAUAUCCUACACCAUGGAGAUUCAACAGGGGUCCAGGGGGCCUGUGUUCCUGGAGACUCGGCCACGGGGCAGACCCCCGAUAUCGCUUGGAAAAACUUCCAGAAGAAGACUGGGGCUAAAGUCAGGAACUGGCAGAGGAGAAGGAGCUUCCCUCAGAAGAUUGAUGGUGCUGAGGGUGACUUGACAAGCAAUAAACAAUUAAUCUACAUAUGGUUAAUUGUGGUUCAUCUGAUUCAUAUGAGCAGUUGCUUUUUGGUCAAUGGAGCACCAAAGGACAAAAAAGCAGGGCUUUUUGGGUUCAAAAAUGCAUCUGUUCAGAGAUUGCUUCGUGAGCUUAUAAUAGAUUCAACUGGAGCAGUUGUACUAAACUUGCCUUGUCCAGUCACUUCUGAUGCUGCUUCACCAUCAACAAAUAAAGAUGCAGCUGAUGUUUCUGAUGCUGAAGAUCUGCCUGGUUGCUUGGACAAGACAGGUGGAACUGCUAAAAGAAGUAUGAAGCCAAGCCAGAUGGAAGGUGCCUCUAAGAGGGUCCACUACCAGGACAGUUUUGCUUCUGUUGAUAACUGUAGUGAAUCUGCUCAGGCAAAUGCAAAUGAAGGAGGUCCUGCAAGUAAAGCACGGCUGCAAGAUGUCUCUGAGUCAAGAUGCCUGCUUCCAUUGCUGGAAGAAAUCCCUGACAAUUCAAAACACACUUUGGUUGAUGAUAAUUUGGGAGAGCCUCCCCCAAGUUCAUCUCAACAAGUUGGUUUCUCUUCUGGUUAUUCUUAUUUAAGCUCCGAAAACUCUGAUCUAGAAUCAGCUGAGAAGGAAGUAGCAAAGUCUAUGAUGUCUAUUUUGCUUCCCCAAGCUAUUCCCCUUCUCAAGAAAAGUAAUAAAAAGAAGAACAAGCAAAAAAAGAACAACAAAUUUAGUGCUUCGGUGAGAACAGCCUCAGCUCACAACCCCUCUGAUCAUGGUUGCCAAGGUGUAACUGUCCCUACAACUAUUGUUGGAGGUACAAAUAGAAAUAGUUCUGAAACGUAUGUCUAUGGGGGAUCUCUUUGUGACAUGGUUAAACAUGGCUCUGCUCAUGAUGACUUCACAAAUGACGAGUCAGUGUUUAAAUUAGAUGAGAUGAAAGAUGUUGUUGCAGAUAGUUUUGAGGAUGAUGCACAGAUUUGGGGUGCUAAUACAUCCAAACCCACGGGUGUUCACGAUCAUGAGUCUGAUGAUGCAUGCUCUAGGGAACCUAAUGAGAACUCAAAGGUGCUAGAUGGCAAAAUUGCAGGUUAUGCUGAACAUUUUGAGUGUCAGGUUGGUGUACACAAUAGCACAAUAACACCUGAUGUGGUAUACGAUCAUGAAAAAGGCCAGUAUAUUUUGUCUGAUUCACUCCUUGCUUGUCUAGAGGAAGAGUUCGGUGGGGAAGAUAGUUCCUACCCGGCAAACUACAAUCAGUGUAACAGCGAUGUUGAACAAAUGCAAGUUGAGCAGCAAUUUAAGGACCCUACAAAUUGUAUGAAAGAUGGCUCAUCAGUUUCCAUGGAUUUGCCAUACAACAAGAACAUUGACAAUGGAUUGGUUGAUGUCUGUGCACAAGCUUCUGCUAGGCAUGGUCCAGCAGUUUCUAGUAUUGGAGAGUGUUUACCAAAUGUCUUGCAGGCUCCAGUUCAUUCUGAUGAACAUAAUGAUACUGGAAAGUGGAGUAAGUUUCCUGUGUGUUCAACUUUGAUUGGGCCAACUCCAAGCAAGGCAAAAUCAUCUUUGUCGCUCAUGAGGGAUGAACAACAUCAUACUGAAGUCCCAGCUGUUAAUCAGAAGGAAAAUAGGUUCUAUGAUGUAAAUGAUAAAUGUAGAAAAUUUGAUGAUCCUCUUGCAAAGAGUAUGAGUAGUUGCAAUUCUGAUGAUGCUGAAUUUGUUGACAAAUAUGUUGCUUUUGAGUCAUCAGGCAAAGGCAAGUAUUCUAAUGAUGGGUCAAAAAGAGUAAACACCAUUACAGCGUGGCCUGUUGGUGAUAGAACUAAAGCAGGUAAAGGAAACCCACUUGGCAAAGUGCAAGAAUGUCAAGCUCAAUGUAGAAAUGGCAAUGAGACCACCAUGAUGUAUGUCGGUUGUGAAAGCAAUGUUUGUGAACACAUACCUCCUAAGGGUGAACACAAUAUUUUUCACCACCAACCUCAUCAUACCCUUUCUAGCAGUAACAAUACUAGUGGUCUAGUAUCUAAAUACACAGAAACACCAGCAAGAGGGUCAGAUCAUCACCUAGAGUUCGUUGGAUGCUACCUGCACCCAAUGCCUGUCUUGUCUAUCAUGCUAAACACCAAAAAGCAUAGCAGCUUAUACAUUUGUGUACUCUGUGGCUUUCUGGAGGGCUGCCAAAGAUUCCUUUAUGUUUAUACUAUCACUCCUAAAGACCAGCAAGAUGCACCACCUUGUUUUGUUGGUUACACUCCCCUUCUACUGCCCUCCUUGGAGCAGUCUUCUACAGGAAAGUUUCUGUUUGGAAGAUCUGGUGUGCAGUUUACACCUGAUGGCCAGUUUCUGGUCCUCCUGAGCAGUAUCAGAAUACCUUUUUGCAGGAUGCAAAGCAUCGAUUGUUCGUGCUCUGUGUGCAAAUUGGACGGAUUCGAGGAUAAUUCUUUGAAAAUUGUAUCUGUUAACUUUGGUUAUGUUUCACUCGUGACCAAAUUGAUUCCUUGUGGGACAGUGUCGUGCAUUUUGAUUUGUGAACCAAAUUACAUUGUAGCUGCCGAAGACAGCAGAAACUUGCAUAUCUGGAAGAUGGUCACGGGGUGGAGUAGGAUAUAUGAGGAGUAUGUGAUUCCUAGUUUGGGUAACGAGGGUCCUUCUAUACUGGAGCUUAGAAGAAUGUCAAAAAGCAACUCUCUCAUUGUUGGUCAUGAUGGCGCAGGCAGCUUUUCUUUGUGGGACAUCUCCAAGCGAACACUAGUGGCAACUUUUACAGCUCCAGGGAACAUUGUCUUCCAGAUUCUGCCAGUAGGCUUCUGUAGUUUGCAGGAGGAUAUCAUUCGUGCUCCAGUUGAUGACCUGGAGAAUAGGCUACGAGAGAUCACAGUCCGUGACAUGUCCAGAGAAAAGGACAGAGAGUCCUUUCUGAUGCCACCAAGAGAAGAUAUAGCAGUUUGGGUUCUGGUUUCUUCUGCUUCAGUAGCUGAGUAUCAACAUGAUCUUCGAGCAAAGGAACACAAUGCACAAUGGAGGCUAGCGCUGCUAGCGAAGAAAAGAAUUUUUAUGGGAAAUAUUUUGGAUCCAAGAGCUACUGCUGUCGAUGCCUCUGGUAACUAUGGAUUUGCUGGAACAUAUGAAGGUCUGUUGUAUACUUGGGAAUUGUCUUCUGGGAGAAAACUUGCUAGUACACAAUGUAUCAACGGUGGACGAGUAUCCUGUAUUGCCUUUGAUGCCAAAUCAGGCGUAGUGGCUGUGGCUGACGAUGGAUGCCAGUUAUUACUUUACACUCAGAAGAAUCAGAAGGAGGUGCUAAGCAGUGACGCCGAGGGGCGAGGGAAGAUGGGCACAUGUUGGGAAUAAAGUAAACGUUGUGGUAAAAUAACAGGAAUUUUGCAAUUUUGAAAGUGUAUAUAAGGUUUUGGUUGUUUCUGUACU